This is a messenger RNA of Lachancea fermentati, 1734 nucleotides long. The record is from the annotation of a GenBank genome assembly. Lineage: Eukaryota; Fungi; Ascomycota; Saccharomycetes; Saccharomycetales; Saccharomycetaceae.
AUGGACGAGUACACUAAUUUGCAUCAUCCAAAUUAUAUUCCUGGAACUUUCAACAUCUAUUCGUCCAGUAAUCUCGAAAACGGCAUUAUCUAUGGUUCUAGACUAAAAAAGAAUGAAUAUGGUGUUGUAUUGAUUCCACAACCCUCUGACUCGCCUAAUGAUCCACUCAACUGGUCUAAAUUGAGAAAAUUUGGACAUUUCGGGUUGAUGUCUUUUAUCACUGCUUUUACUGCAGCAACAAGUAACGAUGCUGGAGCAGCACAAGAUUCUUUGAAUGAAAUAUAUGGUAUUUCUUAUGAUGCAAUGAACACAGGUGCAGGUGUUCUGUUUCUUGGCAUAGGUUGGGCAACUCUAUUUCUGGCCCCUUUAGCAAACCUGUAUGGCAGAAAGGUAACUUACAUCAUUUGUACUACUUUGGGAUUAUUUGGAGCAUUGUGGUUUGCACUUGCCAAACGUACCAGUGACACUAUAUGGUCCCAACUCUUCGUGGGGAUAAGCGAAUCGUGUGCAGAGGCCCAGGUUCAACUCUCGUUGAGUGACAUAUAUUUUCAGCAUCAACUGGGUUCUGUUUUGACGGUUUACAUUUUAUGCACCAGUAUCGGUACCUUCCUCGGGCCUCUGAUUGCGGGAUAUAUAUCAUCUCUAACUACCUUUCGCUGGGUAGGUUGGGUUGCCGUUAUAAUUUCCGGUGCACUCCUUUUGGCCAUUGUAUUUGGUUGUGAGGAGACAUAUUUUGACCGCAACAGAUAUGUAACUCCCCUGACAUCCCAAAGGGUCCUCCAGAAUUUUGAAGACGGCACAACUCUGCAAGAUCGUAAAGAUGCAUGGGAUGAAAAGGGAGUGAAAGUUACUAAGAAUGAAGGUUCUCAAGAACUAAUGCAUCGCCGUGAAAGUGAUGAACUUCAAAGAACUAUUACAGCCCGUGAUGAAGUACUGAUUGAUGGUUCCAAGGAAAAAAUAAAAUGCUAUUCUCAGAGAGUAGCACUGAUCACCAAGGCUACAAAUCUUAAAGGAUGGGGAGUGAGGCAAUAUUUUAAAUAUUUAGGUCUAAAUCUUCGGAUGUUCCUAUUCCCUCCUGUAUGGCUAUCUGGUUUGUUUUGGGGGAUUCAAGAUGUGUUUCUUUCCUUCUAUCUGACUACUGAGGAGGAUACGUACUACGAUGCGCCUUGGAAUUAUAGUGAUUAUGGUGUAGCAAUAAUGAAUGUUCCCACUUUGAUUGGAGCUGUAAUUGGGUGCAUAUAUGCGGGUAUUGUAAGUGAUUAUUUUGUUCUUUGGAUGGCCCGCAAAAAUAAUGGUAUCCUUGAGGCGGAAUACAGGUUGUAUUUCUCUUUUGCCACUGCAAUAAUUGGUCCUGCAGGUCUACUGAUGUUUGGUAUUGGAACUGCGCAUGCUUUGCCGUGGCAGGUAAUGUAUGUUGGCUUAGGAUUUAUAGGAUUCAGUUGGGGUUGCUCAGGAGAUAUUGCGAUGUCAUAUCUCAUGGACUGCUACCCAGAAAUGGUCCUUGAAGGUAUGGUUUGCACAGCCAUAAUAAAUAACACCAUCUCCUGUAUUUUCACUUUUACUUGUUCUUAUUGGUUAGAUGCGUCGGGGACACAGAACACAUAUAUUGCUCUCGCAGUGAUCAAUUUUGGAAUUACAUUACUUGCAUUGCCCAUGUUUUUCUUCGGGAAGAGAUUUAGAAAGCUCACUAAGAAGUGGUAUAUUCAAUCUGUCGAGAUGAGAGAUGGACUAUGA